Molecule: messenger RNA, 462 nt
Organism: Geodia barretti
Lineage: Eukaryota; Metazoa; Porifera; Demospongiae; Tetractinellida; Geodiidae
Source: the annotation of a GenBank genome assembly
AUGUUGACAACGACUCGCCUACCGAGAUUUUUGGAACUAGCACACCAACGGGGCAUCCUUAUCCUCAGCUACUAUCCCAUCAUAUACACCAAGCCGCUCAAACCGCUUCAUCCGGAGUGGCUGAUGCAGUUUCUGGACAAUGGCAGACCGGAGAUUGAGAAUUUGGGGUGGUUCUGUUUUAACUCACCCUACCGGGACUGGUUGCCGGAAUAUCUCCUCGAAUGGUUGGACAAUCUUGAUAUUGAUGGCUUCUACUUCGACGACACCAACUACGGGUCCCAUGAGGAGCGCCCCUUUUCCCCCUCCUGUUGUUGUGAGUACUGUGAAAAACUAUUUCGGAAAGAGACAGGGUUGGAAAUUCCUCGGAAGGUUGACUUUGACUCUCUAGAUUUCCGACACUUUGUCAACUGGCGCUACGAGAAGAUGAAGGAUUUUUAUGCACCAUCUCUUCCGGCGGAUUAG